AGUGUUUGUCCCCCAUCCCACCCUGGCCGUUCUACGCCAUUCUACUUCAUUCCAUCAAGUUCCACACAACUCAAACCAACAAAAAACUGAGCAUGCAAUUUCACCAACAGCCUCAAAGUAUGCAAUGGAAAAUUGCAAUUCUAAUUAUCGCAUUAGCCGGCAACGUGUUGUGCAUAAGAAAUGGCAAACCGGAUGAGGGACCAGACGAAGCAGGUGACAGCAACAUCGGAAAUGAUGAAAUACAAAAUCAAAGACACAUUUCGGUGAAAUUGAAAAACUUCUUUCCAUCGGAGCCAUUGAAAGAAGAUACUUCAACGGAAGCACAACAUCCACCACAAAUUGAGGCACGUGUAACAACAAAUGGCGGCGGUGGUGCCGGGGGCUUUCGACCCUCACAAAUGUUGGAUUUCACACCAUCGGAUGUGAUGAGCGAUGGCUAUAAUACAAAACGUUAUCCACCCAGUUAUCUGGCACCCAACUAUAAACAUCAAGUUCCUAGCUCGUUACCGAAUUAUAGUCUUAGACCACAACCGAUAGCAAUGGAUAAGCAAUUUGCAUUUCCCAAUGAUAAUAAUGAUAAUGAAUCGCCCAAUAGAGGAGUCAGUAGCGGUUUCAAUCCGUAUGGGGGCUAUCAUCAAAAUUUUGCCAGCACACCGAUUCCCACAACACCAGUGGUCAGCUAUUUAGAUCCAUAUACACAGCAAAAUUAUCAAUAUACACCAACACCGCCGAUUCCACCAGCUGCCAACUACAUACAAUAUCAACGAGAGCAAAUACAAAAUAAUGAUCAAAAUGAUGAUCAGAUUUAUACAGUGCAAUCGUCAUUACUUGUGGGAAAUAACAAUAAUCAUGGGUCAUCGCUUCAGCGACCACCGUUGCAUGGUUCGGGUGCUGGUGGAUCAGAAGAUGUCUAUCUAAAAAGACCCGGCUAUGUGUUUGAUGAGAGUCCAUCCACAGUAUAUCGAAGACCUGCAGUGACACCUUCAAGUUUUGGCAAUCAAGUGGCACAGCCGACAAAGCCAUCGCAUAAAAUUUCAUACGAUUCGCAUGAUUACCCACCGCCCAGCUAUGCGGCUGAGCAGACAUCCAAUUUUGUGCCACAGCGUCCAGUACAGCGACCUCUUUACAACCGUCAAGACGUCAAUGACAACAGACCAUUAGCAGCUGCCUCAUCGAUACAGUUACCAUAUGCCGGUGCCGGUGCCAGUUUGAGUUCCUCGGCCUAUGCUCAAUCUUCAUCCUACCCAUCCCCAGCGUCGUUGCCGCCGUCGUCGUCGUCUAAUUAUGCAAACAACUUUGGUAAUUAUUUGCAGCGACCCAAUCCCAAUCCCCAGCCUGCGCACCACUAUCAACAGCAACAGCAACAGCAGCGGCCAGGACCACCGCCACACAAUUACUACGAGUAUCAAAUUGGAGAGAUACCUCCACCCCAUCAUUCAUCCCCAUCAGGAGCGCAGCAGUUCAACUAUCGACCAUCAUCUCCACCUUACCAGCAACAUUCUGUUUCGCCCUCUACACAAAAUUCAGGCAUUGGUGGGGGAAGUCUAGCCACUUUGGCCUCACUGUUUAGCUCUACACAGCAAUAUGCACCGCAAUUUACGAAUCUACUUUUGGGUGGUUCUCCAACCUCAUCCUCAUAUCCCACCUCAUCCCAACAUUCCUCCCCAUUAGGUAGUCUCUUAGGCGCAUUUGCUGGACAGGGACAGGGGCAGGGACAGGGACAACAUGCCCGACCACCCAAUACACAACUCAUUAGAGCUCUAGAGAACAUCGCACGCAACGACGAUUUGCAGUGUGUGCCCAAGGUGCUCUGCCAGAUGAUUGCCGGUCAAACGUUACGUGGCCAAUUGCCAGGCUUCAUUACAUCUCCAGCUAUAACCAAUUUCCUAGCUGGUUUCCCAACUGCUUCACCUGCCCUAAUCUAUGGACGAGCUGCACUACUCGGCAUAAGUGGAGGCGAACGCAGCUGUGUGCAAACUUAUCAGAAGUGUCCCAAAAAUGAGAUGGAAAUCAUACACUAUUUAAACAAUCAUCGUGGUGGCUUUUUCAAGUUCUUUAGCGAACCGGAAGAGCAGCCAAGUGCGAGCCAACAAGGUGAUUUUGGUGGCGGUAACAGUGGUUCAUUGUUUAGCAUAUUGUCAGCUUUGACAGGAGGCGGUGGUGGAGGACAGUCCACAACGUAUACAACUCCGCGUCCAGUUGCCCCAAAACCAAAACCGACACAAAAACCAAGCACUGAUAUUGCCAGCGGUAUUGGCAGCUUUUUCACUCAGGUUCUCUCCGAAUAUUUGAGCGGUGUGGAAUAUCAGAGACGCAGACGUCGCCGUAGUCCGGAAAUUAAACGUGACUUUCAGACAGAUUUCAGUCACAGCCAGUUGAUGGCCAAUGAUGAUUUUCAUGAUGAAGAAGACAAUCUAGAUACACAGACGAUUGUCAAGUUUCAAGAUGAUGAUGAAGCUGAGGAAGCUCAAGCUCAUACCGAAUUAAUAGGUGUAUUGCAAUUUCCCUCAACUCUUGAGGAGAAUGAGGGUCGCAUAUUGCACUACAAAGACAUUGACAGUGAAGAAGACGAAAAAAAUCAGGGAGGAGUAAAAGCAAAGGGAAUUGUACGUUUUCCGGAUGCAUUGAGAGAAGGUAAACAAGUUAUCAAUGAGUUCAAUCGUGAGGCCGCUCAACGUAAAUUGAGAUUUCCCCAUGAGGAGGAGUCGGUGAAGGAGACAAAAAGGGUCGAAGACAAUUUGACAGAAGGUUGGCGAGCUGUUUUACCCAAUGGUCUGAGUGAAAGUGAUUAUGGUGUAAGCAAGCGUAGAGGCAAAAGGAUUGUAUUUAGAGAUAGCAAUGACAAUGAGUCGGAUAAUUUGAGAGAAGAAGAACAACGUGAACUGAAAUUGAGAGAAGAAGAGCAACAGUUUAGGGAAGAGCGCCAAUUGAGGGAAGAACAACAAAUAAGAGAAUUAGAAUUUCUAAGAGUUGAACACUUGCGUAGAGAAAAAGAAAAACAAUUGAGUGAGGAGCUUUUAACACACAAUUAUCCACCCAAUGCCGUCUAUGAGGAGUCAGCUCCACCUCAACGUGGUGCUCGUGUUAUAUUUCCCGAUCAUUAUGAGCGUUAUAUACGCAAAGGUAAAAUUUUAAAUCGUCCCACCUAUGCACCCAGCUAUGAGUAUCUUCAACAAAAUGCUUAUGAAGUUGACCAAAAAGAAGAUCGUCUUGUGGUCAGCGAUGAGCAUAGACCAAGCUCUCAUUAUCGUUUCGAGACAAGUGACAAUCUAAAUCAGAAUCAUCUUUUAAACUAUGGUGAAUACAUGCCGCCCUCUGGUACAUCAUCUGGUGGUAACAAUAACAUACGUUUCGGGGAGCAGCACUACAACUAUCCAAACAACAAUUAUAUAAGUAAUAAUCGUUAUAGUAGUGCCUAUCAGCAAACAAACCAUGAAGAUGAUAAAAACAUCUAUGUUACAAAUUCGCAAGGUAUCAAUGAGUAUUACAUACGACCGAAUGGACAAAAAGUCUAUACAAAUUCUGGAUAAGAGAGUAAUGCGAAUUAUUUAAAAAUUUAACUGAGAGAG
Molecule: messenger RNA, 3569 nt
Organism: Drosophila willistoni
Lineage: Eukaryota; Metazoa; Arthropoda; Insecta; Diptera; Drosophilidae
Exons: 4
Coding region: 93-3530 (1145 amino acids)
Source: RefSeq, a predicted model, not a curated record